This is a messenger RNA of Clupea harengus (Atlantic herring), 1656 nucleotides long. It is a transcript of the gene tmem53, whose product is annotated as transmembrane protein 53. The record is from RefSeq and is a predicted model, not a curated record. NCBI's taxonomy places the organism in Eukaryota, Metazoa, Chordata, Actinopteri, Clupeiformes, Clupeidae.
ACUUGAACAUCUUUCGCUGCCUCUUGUCGGACCUGAAUUGUUACUCAUGCACUCGGCAGACUGGCCUUUAUCAUUUUAAAGAACAACGAGUAGUGAAACGCGUCCAGUGGCGAUAAAUGGCACAGAGUUAUCUGUGAUUGCUGAAGAGUCCAAUAUGGGAAAUGAUGACAUAGACUACAACAUAGUUUUUCCAGAGGUAUUGAUUUCAGAGAGGCACUGGCGUGGAUUAAAGCAACCAGUUGUGAUACUGCUGGGAUGGGCUGGUUGCAGAGAUAAACACCUCGUUAAAUACAGCUCGAUUUACACAAAACAGGGAUGUAUAACUCUCCGCUAUACAGCCCCUUUGAAGACAGUUUUCAUCUCGGAGUCAUUUGGUUACAAGGAACUGAGGCAUACUGCUUUAAAGCUGCUAGAGACACUGUAUGAUUAUGAUGUGGAGAACAACCCCAUCUUCUUCCACGUGUUUAGUAAUGGGGGGUUCAUGCUGUAUAGGUACAUGGUGGAGUACUUACAGAGGGAACAGCAGUUCAGCACUCUCUGUGUACUCGGGACGGUGGUAGACAGUGCCCCUGGGAGUGGCAAUGUGACGGGGGCACUGCGGGCACUCAGAACCACCCUGGGAUCCCACAUUAACGUGUUUCUGCGCUACCUUCUCAUGGCCCUCUUUGCCAUGACGGUUUUCCUCCUUAGGAUUGUCCUGUACCCCGUGACCAAGUUCUUCCACAAGGACCACUAUGAUGCCAUGAUGGACCGGCCGGCUCCUUGGCCUCAGCUCUACCUGUACUCUCGUGCCGACCGGGUGAUCCGGCACACGGAUGUGGAGCGGAUGGUCGGGGUGCUCCGGGGGAAGCAGCUGUCUAUCCAGAGUUUCGACUUUGCCACCUCGGCCCAUGUGAGCCUGUUCCGUGACUUCCCCGAGGAUUAUUGUAGCCGAUGCCUUGAUUUCCUUAACAGCUGCAUGACUAAGUCCGAACAGACCAAAUUAAAAACGCGCCAUGUUAUAUAGCACUGAAAAAAAGAUUGUUGAUCUUCAAAAUGAAUGGAAACUGUGUGUUCUGAACUACUGUAUUAACCAUUUGUUAAUGUUUCUAUCAAUAUCUUGUACUACUGUUCUAUGAAUUUUGUAUGACUUUCAGCGCACUUUAAGAUUUGACUAAUGAUAAUUUUUGUGAAAUUGAAAUGUAAUUUUUGCUUAUUUCAGUUGCUUUCUGCUGUUAUAUUGUGAAACUGUGAAUAAAAAAAAUGACAGUUAAUAUUUAUUAAGAUUUUGAAAGAAUGUGUGUACUGGACUAAUGUGCCUUCUAGAAAUUAAAAGCCUUUUUGUUCCUUAACAAGUGCAUUUGGACAUUUAGUUACAGGGAAAUACAGGGUCAGGUCCUAUACAAAUGCCUCGGUUAAUGUGGUGUUAGGUCUCAUCACAAGUAUGGAUGCUAAAACGACAUGAGUGUGCAAGGACAAGUAUGGAAAGGUAUGUGAAGCCACUGAAGUGCAUUCUUUGCCAGCAUUGCUACUUGAUUGCUACUGGUUAUUGAAGGACCGUGGCGUGUGUGAACACCGUACUGACGUAUUGUACAUUUCAGACGUAAGCCAUAUUCACUCGAUGUUCUUACCCAAUAUGCUCUUAUCUAUAAAUGAUAAUACACAUUAACUAAACUU